AUGGGUGGGAACGAUCUCUGGCAGACCGGGGAAGUUGAGGGCCCGAGGCAGUCGUUCUGUUCCGCAUAUACGUUUCAUUCUGUCCGCAUUAGCAUCUGUUGCAGCAGUAGUAUUUCUUGUUUUUGUCUGCUCGCGCAUUUAUACAAAGAGACGGGUGAUCCAGGACCUUCAAUUCCGCAGGUUCUUGUUUUUGUCUGCUCGCGCAUUUAUACAAAGAGACGGGUGAUCCAGGACCUUCAAUUCCGCAGGCUUGCCGGUGCUGAUGAUGGUGAUGAGGCAAUCGACGGCUGCAGGCUCUCUGGCGACGAAGACGAUGAGCAAAGGAAACAGAGCCCGCCUCUUCCCAGCUUGCCUGCUGAGAAUGAGGGUCAUCUGCCCCUCAAAAAGAGAAUUUUACUAAAAGCUGCAGGAAGCAGCGCAGCAGGUGAAGGAAGCAAUCCCCAGCAGGAAGAGCAACAGCAGCAGCACGAUGAAGCUGCUUCUCCACCAGUUCAACCAGCAUCAAGGCCAGAGCAGCGUGGCUCCUCGCCGCGUCCGGUUCCCAGCUCACCGUCUUCAGCACAAGGAUUAACAUCAGAAGAGGUUGAUGCAGCAACAGGAGUGCUGCAUCUCCCCCCUCACCAGGAAGCUGCUCCCUCUGUUGCUACGGGUGAAAGUCGAAAACAUGAAGUGGAGGUGAAACGGCUGCAACGACAAGUGCGGAAGCUGAGGCGGCAGCUGCGGAGAGAGCGGCGGCACCAUCAGUGGGUCUUGCGCCGCCUGCAGCGGCAGGACGAACAGGCCGAGCUGGUUCAACGGCAGCAGCAGCAGCAGCAGCAGCAGCAGCACCUGCAGCUUCAGUACCUGCAAUGGAAGCAGCUACACCAUCAGCAGGUGCUGCUACAAACAGUAGCGAGCCAGCAGCAGCUGCAGCGUCCGCUCCAACGGCAGGAGCAGCAGAGCCCAGUGCAACAGCAGCAAAUACAAGACCAGACACAGAGCUCAGAGCAACAGCAGCAAACGCAAGAGCAGAAACAGGAUGCCACGGUGAAGGAAAAGGAUAGAAAACGUCGCAGGGAGAGACAGCAAGAGGAGGCGGAACAACCAGAGGCAAAGCGGCAGUCUCCAGAAGAUGAAUGGGUAGACUCGGAGUCUGAAGAGCCUCAGCCCAGUUCCUCUCAACAGGCGUUGCAGCAAUCUGUUGCUGCAGCAGAAGCAGCAGCAGAUGGCUCCCCCCUCGCCCGUGAGUUGACUUCAGUACUAACUAGAAAGUCAGAGGAACCACGUGACCCUGGAGGCAUUGAUCAACACCCAUUCGUUCGUUUACCGAGACGAAUGGUGGCGACGGUACCUUCUUUUUAUCUGAUAGACUUUCGGAACGCCAUGCUUUGUAAUGCACCCCGACGGGACGCGUUGCCGCUGCUGGCGCGGUGA
Molecule: messenger RNA, 1413 nt
Organism: Eimeria mitis
Lineage: Eukaryota; Apicomplexa; Conoidasida; Eucoccidiorida; Eimeriidae
Source: RefSeq, a predicted model, not a curated record